Molecule: messenger RNA, 4263 nt
Organism: Dreissena polymorpha
Lineage: Eukaryota; Metazoa; Mollusca; Bivalvia; Myida; Dreissenidae
Exons: 8
Coding region: 503-2242 (579 amino acids)
Biological process (GO): signal transduction
Molecular function (GO): zinc ion binding
Source: RefSeq, a predicted model, not a curated record
AUUUCUAAAAAUAAAACCAGCGCAGAUAUGUCAACUGUGGUGAACGCGAUUUGCGCAAUUUUCUGGUUUACCAGAUAUGUUGAAUACAAUUUUGUAAAUUUGCCAUUUUUUGUAAGGUGAUUGUUGAUUGGAUUUGUUUUUGAAAAUCACACGCAAACCGACACAUGUGAUAAAUCAGACACUGGCAAACACAGAAGGUUAUUUCCCUAUCUUUUCUUGCAAUUGAACGUGAAUUUUUCAUUUGAAGUUGAGAAAACAACAAUCAUUUUCCGGUUGCUCUUAUGCUAUAAUCUACGAUGAAUUCAUGCAAUUUUUUAAGACAAUCGAGAGAAAGUGAAAGUAAUUUAUUUGAAGUGUUGUGUUACCACUACACAGUGGUGCAGUCGCAAGCUUUACUUUGCAAUUAAUGUGGAAAUUUAAUGAAGAGGACCAAUAACACGAAAGGAAUAUGGAUACAUUUGGAAUAUUUUAGUUGAAUACAGUUUAGGGUAAAUCUCCAUUGAUGAUGCCUCCUAAAGCGAGUAAAUCCACAUGCAAACGCGGCCAAAAAAACGAUAUCUACCUUCUGUAUGACGAAGACGACAGCAGUCGUGUUAUGGAAUUUGCAGAGCAAUUCAGACAGUUUUACAAAGUGUUUGAUCCUCACACAGAUGGUGUACCAGGGGAAAUUAAACUUAGGUCGUGGUUAGAAAAGGGCAUAUACAACUCGAAGAUGACAGUCGUAUUCUUUUCAAAGAAAUCUAUAACAAAAGAAGCGUACAUUCAGCUGUCUCAUGCGAUAAGAGAACACAGAAUCAUCGCUAUAAUGGUGCAGUCGUGUAAAAUUCCAAAGAUCUUAGGACAUUUUAAUAUUGUCUAUGCCUACCAUACGGACAGCUUCGAUCUCACAUUGAAUCACAUACGGCAAGCGAUAGAAGCGCCAAAAGAAACGUUUAAGCGUCUGGAUUUUCCGUAUCACAAUCCUGGAAAAGUUACACAAACUGUAGUUGGUAUACCAAAGUUCGAAAAACGGACGCUCCAAGAAACCCCCAGAAAAACAACAAAAAUCACUGUUCUGGAUGUUAUCUUGAAUGCACACAUUGUUUGCAAUGUUUUUAACAAUUUCACUCUUCGAUGCGACAAACCAGAGUGCACAUUUAAAUGCAGAGCGAACAAUUUUCAAGAGGUUCAUGCGCACACCAGAUCGUGUAAAUUUGAAUGGGUGCAAUGUAGCUAUUGUAAGCAAAAAGUGUUUCGAAAGAAUAUGCAAAAGCACGAGCAAAGAAAAUGUCGGUUUCGGAGAUUAAAAUGUUCCAACGAAGGCUGCGUCUAUCUGACCUCUUUAUGCGAUGUCGAGUCACAUAAACGGUCAUGCGUUUAUCAGUUGGUCAAUUGUCGAAACAGUAUUAACGGAUGCAAAGCAGUUCACCUGAAAAAAGAUGCAAACCAACACAAACGAAAGUGUGACUAUGAGACACUUAUGUGCAAUUUGUGCAAAAGAAAACUGUUUAAGCUUGAUUUUGACAGUCAUCACUGUCAAAACAGUGACAAACGAACUUAUAUAUUUUCAUGUGAAAAUACUGGAUGCAUAUAUGAAGGAUCUGCGAACGACAUGAUAGGACACAAUCUUGUUUGUGAAUUUCGGAAGCAAACAUGUCGCCACUGUUCCAGAUUGAUACCUGUAGGGAUGUUAACUGCACACACACAAGAGUGCUCUGAUCUUACAUCAUGUCAUCAAUGCGGCGUAACGAUACCGAGGUAUUUACUUGAACGUCAUCGACAGAUAUCAUGCAGUGUUGGUGCCAUGACAACAGUAUGCGACACGUGCUAUUCUAUUGUUGAUGAGGUCUCUAUGAAAACGCACACAAAUAAUGACUGCAUCAAUUACAAAAGACAUUUUUCCAUGCAAAACACAGCACCGAAUGCCAAUACAAACGCGAAAGAGCCAAAGCAUCAGAGCGAAGAGGUUUCUCAGCUGGUACCGAUUGUACGCAGGAAACAGAGAGGAAGACGGUUAUCAACCAUUAUGCGCCUGCGUGGGCGUGAUAGCUGCGGCAACUCGGAUAAUAGCAAAGUCAGCAGUCAUUACGUUAACUUCGAAGACCACCAGAAACUUGGGAUAAUGACACCCGAACGUCGGGACUGGUUCAACAGCAUUGGCAAUCCUGCCUCGCCCUGUUCAUCUGAAAGCGGCGACAGUCUGCCUUCGCCGUUUUACACUGAGGGCUUGUGUCAUUCAUCUUCGUGGUAUAACCUAACCUAAGGUUAUUUCAACAACAGUCCUUCUCAGAAUAGACAGUACACUGAUCUAUGUCCAGGAAUAAUAUCGAAUACAAUACCGUUAUUAUGACUGUAGACGUUUCCAAUUAGGAAUCGAUGAAAUGACGCCAAUAUAAAUUACGGGUAUGACAUCAUUACAAAGGACCUGUUUGCAGAUUGUUAUACUUUUGAAAAAAAAAGUAUAAAGGAAUUCAUUAUUAACGGUAUGCCUGUAGAUGAGCUCCAAAAGGAAGGCGCACACAAUGUUGUAAUCAUUGAGCAUUAAAGAAGUGGUAUGUAUCGAUCAUAACAUAGGUUUUUAAUGCUAUCUAUUGUAUUAGUUGUAAAAAAUGACUCGACAAACAUUCAAUUAAUAUUUGUUAUGAAAAAACGUGAUAAAAAUGCAAAAAAAAUGGGAAGAAGUUAUGUCAGUCCUUGGUCAGAAGUUACGGUCAGACUUAAGGCCAAAGGUCAAACAUGUGCAUGUCUAAACUUUUUAAAUAAUAAACAAAUAUAAUGAUCAUUCGCUUGACGUGUUGCCGACAUGCAUCAAAUGUCGUCAAGUGUUUCGCAAUAUUUUGAUUUAUGGAAAUACACAUAACAUCAGUAAUAUCUACAAUGACGUCAUCAGUCAGGUUUGAAAUAUUGCAUGACCAAAUUUAAUUAAUAGUUUAACAAUAUUAAGUAAAAUCUUAUGAAGCGGCGGAACGGGUCUGUUCGUAGCCGAAAAAAAAAAUUGACGUAAUAUUAUCGAACUCACUAAGACUAUAACCGACGUUUGUAUUAAUAAAACAAGUGUAUAAUUAAAGGAUGAAACUGUGCAUUGCUUGAUUUAUUUGAAUUUUUAAAGUGCAAAUACUUACCACGUGAACUGAUCCAUAACACUAUCGUCCGACUUCAAUCUUUUACCAUUACUUAUAAAUUGUGUAAUGCAUAUAUAAUGUAGGGUAUGUAUAAGCUUUACUGCUGAAUAAAAAUGUUGUUGGUGUAUUGAUCAGGCAUUUGUAUUUCACUAGAACAUUUGUACUGUUGAUUUUACUAGAACAUCUGUACAGUUGAUUUCUAAAUGUAAUAAUGAUUUCACGUACUUUUUAGAAGGUCUAGUUAAAAAAUACAAAUGCCAAAAACACUGAACGUUAUUAUCAUGCUCUUAAUGAUUAAGUGCUUUACCCAAAGUGUGCAACCUAGCCAUUUAAUUUGAUCAAAAUGAAGGUUAUAGUUUAAUACAGUUAUAGCUGUUUACCGGGUACUGAAUAAGAGAUGUUACUUAUUGAUGAACAACUACUGCAAAGUGAAAAUUGUACAGUGUGGAUGAACAUUAUUGUCCCUUGACAAUUGUAUAUAGAUAAAUAUUUCUGGAAAAGACCAACAUGAUGAAAUUUAUUGGUGUGAUGCAAUCUGAUAAUACAAGUACCAACAUAAACUUUGUAAUGGAUGUAACACCAUAUACUUUUUAACAUAUAACUUAUAUACUGCAUUUUAUUGGAAUGUUUAUUUUAAUUCAAUGUUAUUUUUUUAAUGAGCUAACAUCUGAUACUACUGUGCUUCUUGUAUUGUUAAUUGUUUAUCGUUUUGUCAUCAGCUUAUAUUUUUAAUUCAAACUUGCAUUGUAUGACAUAAUUACAGAAUACUUCAGGGCACUGCCGUUGACACAGUUCACAAAGUAUUGAUGCAUUCCUUUAUUCUUAUACGCAAUCAUAAAUUAAAACUUGUAUUGAUAAAAAUAUAACCUAACUGAUUCAUCACAUCUUAAAGCCUCAUGACUACUCAAAAUCAACAAAAAAAUCGUACACUAUUUUGUAAAUUAAAGUCAAACAAUAAACAAAUCAGUGUUCCUUAUGGCGAUUGCCGAAAUUUCAACGCCAGAUGUGGUCUGGUAACAUAGAUGUUUGUAGAUACAAAAUGCUCGUUUUUAUUUAUGUAUUGCCUAUUUAAUUCCAUUUUAAUUUCCCAAUUUAGUGUUCGUGUGUCGUAUGCAUAGAUGUUCCCGGGAAAUGAAAAUGGAAUUUAUUGUGUCACAAAUAA